Molecule: messenger RNA, 1889 nt
Organism: Chanos chanos (milkfish)
Lineage: Eukaryota; Metazoa; Chordata; Actinopteri; Gonorynchiformes; Chanidae
Gene: glmp
Product: glycosylated lysosomal membrane protein
Exons: 6
Coding region: 61-1215 (384 amino acids)
Cellular component (GO): lysosome
Source: RefSeq, a predicted model, not a curated record
UUCAAAACACACUACUGUGUGUCUCUGUUGUUUUUACUUAUUUAUUAUGUACCUGGAUUGAUGUGUUAUGGAGAUCAUUACCGACGGCAGCUUUCUAUGGAGUUGAACCCAGGGUUGAACGGCUCUCUAACGCCACCUCCUGGUGUGGGUAUAGUUCACGUGCGGGCACUGGGGCAGAACGACACCCUGCACUUCCUCCUCUGCAGCCAUGGGGCGCCAGCGCUACUUCUGGUUCACACAAACUCCACCUCAUCCUCACUGCAGAUUAACUGGAAUGAGUUUCUGAACCGCAGCACGGCAGGCAGUGUGAGGGUGGCACCACAGGACAGUGUGCAAUACAGCCGUGCACUUGUGUUGACGAGGCUGUGGGAAUAUGACGACGUCAACGACACAGCAGAUCCAAACAAAACAGACCCUUCCUCGUUUUUCCCCCCGUACGAGCUGGCGAGCUUCACCUGGGAUGACCUGAACAAGACGGUAAACCUGACCGAUCACACGGUGCGGCUGUGUGGAAAAGACAGCGCUGAGACUUUCAACAGCAACAGCUCCUUCUGCCUGCUGUUUUCGGCUUAUGAGGGAGUUGGUCGAGAGGAGGCGUGGCCAGCUCUUCUCCACAACGCUAACUCCUCCCAGCUGAGGCUGUGGUUAGACCGUGUGACUCCUCGGUCCAAUGCCUCGCGCUUCCUCUUCGAGCUCCAAUCAGUGGGCAGCCCGCGCCAUGAGAGCAGAGUUGACGUCUUAAAAUCCAUAGAUGACGAGUACACUCCCUCCAUUUUCCAGGUGUCUCAGUGGGUUUUCUCCCCGCCUAAUGCAAAUACAGUCAUGGGCUACACACAGUGGAAACCAGUGGCCUAUCGCAAAGCUGCACCUCUCACAGAAGACGCAACACCGUGUAAGCACUCCCCUCCUGUCGCCGUGGACCAGGCUUCGCCCUCUGGCUUGGUUCUGGCCUAUUUCGGAAAGGAGUCCCGGACGUUUGGGCUGAACAUGACGUUCGGGAUCAAAGACGCGCCCUACUACAACGCCACCUACUUUCUCAGCUGGACCGUGUUAGUGGGAAUGGGUUCCCCUCCUGUGGAAUUCUUCUCCCCACUGGUCAUGGCCAUUAUGGCUAUUGGACUGGGCGCCCCACUGGCCUUCAUUCUGUUUGGUGGCAUUUACGUCUGUGUCCGCAAGAGGAGGGCAGAACCAUCGGGCUACGAACCAAUCAACUGAGACCACACGGGCCUUGAGAUUCCCCGUCAGUUUCCUCUCGCACAAAUGAGCAGAUGCAAGUUCGUGUUGUCUUGAUUUUCAAUCACAUGUCAGUCAGGCCUGAAUCGCCAGGAAUUGUGGACUCCUGUGUUUUGUUUUGUUUGUGUUCUCUGGAUGCAUUAUGGACAUGUAGCCAAAUCUACACGAAGCAUUCAGACGAGAUACUUUAUGACAAGAUCUCUCACUCUGAUCAAUUUCAGAAUCAACCAAUCAGAGCACAGCAUGACUGUCAGUGCUCUUAUGGAGGUCAAGAAUUGCUGUUUGUAAAAUUUCACAGAUUUGGAAUUGUUACAAGCCUGAUCCACUGACUUUGCACAUACAGCUCAUUCCUAAAAUACUUUUGUGUCAAAUACUGUUUUAUUGCACUCUUAACAGUUUUUACUGACAGACAAUGGGGUUUGUUUGGUUUUUUUUAGUGCACAAUUCUAAUUCUCGUUUUUUAUGAUUCGCUUGUAAGUGUCUUUGAAGAUGGUACUUUUGUGGCACUGCACAGGGUUAAAAUCUCCCUUUUCUUAUGGACCAACUCGUUACAAAAGCUCACUCUCUCUUUUUAUCUUCCUCUUCCCUUAACGAACUGAGAUGAAUUAAAAACAACCGAGGAGGUAAGUAAGAAACUGAAGUGAAACUCAUGUCAU